AUGUUUCGUACACUCAGAGCAUCCCAGCGUCGGUCGCUGGUAAACCUGCUAUUUGGAACGACUGCUCUCUUUGCCACAGCAACUGUCGUACUUCCUUCUUUACUUCCUUGUCCCGCUAUGCAGAAUCCUUAUGUAGGUUCCCAACCCAACGCUCAAGAGGAACCUACCAAAUCCGAAUGGUCCUCUUCCAUCGUGGUUAUUGAUGACAAACAAUCGCAGAAAGGUCAAAGCACAACCCCAUCGUCUACGUCUCAUUAA
Messenger RNA from Schizosaccharomyces osmophilus, 258 nucleotides. RefSeq names its product cytochrome c oxidase assembly protein Coa2 (gene coa2). Gene Ontology annotation, biological process: mitochondrial respiratory chain complex IV assembly. Lineage: Eukaryota; Fungi; Ascomycota; Schizosaccharomycetes; Schizosaccharomycetales; Schizosaccharomycetaceae. The transcript has a single exon. The record is from RefSeq and is a predicted model, not a curated record. Bases 1 to 258 code for a protein of 85 amino acids.